UCGAUCCAAGAGGAGAAAAUCGGCUCCCGCCAUAAAAACACACACCAGGAGUGAGGACGUCCCUAGGGUUCCUAGCCGCCGCCGGCCCGCCGCCACUACUGCCGGCCCUCCGCUGCGGCGGCCGAAGCCUCCGCUGCCCCGCCUCCGGUACAGGAGCACAGCAGCGCCUCCCUCCCUGGAGCAGCCGCUCCCGCCCGGCAACGCCGCCGCCCGGAGCUACCGGCGACCAGUAUAGGCAGACAAACGCUACAUUUCCUAGAUGAAGCACAUAUUCAAGAUCAUCACGGUGCUGGCGGCGAUCUCGGCCGUCUGGGCUGCGCUCCUUAAACCUCGACAUCCUCACAUUACACCUGCGGAUGCCAUCGACCACGCCCAGACACCCUGCUUCGAUUGAACUCGCUGGAUCUUGUGUUGUCAGCUUCCACAAGUAUAUAGGUAGUGCGGCUCAUGCGGGAACGUGCCUUUUAUGGUUGGGUACGGGCUGAUGUUCUUUCCCACCUGUCCUCAAGAAGCCAUACUACUACAACAGGAUAUUAUGGAGGCUAAGGAAUUCUUAUCCAAAAGGGGUGUUGAUGUGGGCUCUGACUGAGGUCGAUUCCAAUGUUUAAUAUUUUGUGGCCAGUUUGAAGCUUCCUGGAUACCAUAGCUAGAAAAGCUUAUAUGACAUUUCACUAUGUUUAGAUACUGUUACUAACACAGUUUUGGUGAGUGGCGUGUUACAAUUCUACAUUUGAGGUGGAUGGCUUGUCACAACACUACUUGUGUCCGAAAACAUUAUGAGAACAACUAAUGAAUGGUUCGUUAACAAGUCCA
Molecule: messenger RNA, 813 nt
Organism: Triticum urartu
Lineage: Eukaryota; Viridiplantae; Streptophyta; Magnoliopsida; Poales; Poaceae
Source: RefSeq, a predicted model, not a curated record